This is a messenger RNA of Haplochromis burtoni (Burton's mouthbrooder), 2594 nucleotides long. Its product is annotated as cholinesterase. Gene Ontology annotation, biological process: choline metabolic process; acetylcholine catabolic process. Gene Ontology annotation, molecular function: acetylcholinesterase activity. Gene Ontology annotation, cellular component: plasma membrane. The coding region runs from base 120 to 1886 and encodes 588 amino acids. The record is from RefSeq and is a predicted model, not a curated record. The transcript is spliced from 10 exons. NCBI's taxonomy places the organism in Eukaryota, Metazoa, Chordata, Actinopteri, Cichliformes, Cichlidae.
UGCACUGGGCCGGCCCAGGGAUCACUGGACAGAGGUUGUCCAUGUUUUCAUCCUAACAGUACCGUGCCCUCCUCACUCACUCCAGACAGACACAAACUGCUAGCUGACAAGGAUUUUCCAUGGCUGCAAACUCUCAGUGUGUACUUCUUGUUAUAUUGCUUAAUUUUCUGACAUUAUCACUUGGCACUCAAGAUGACCUUAUGAUCAGUACAAGCGAUGGGAAAAUUCAAGGGAAAUUGCUUUCUGUGCUGGGUUCGGAUGUUAGAGCCUUUCUUGGAAUUCCCUAUGGAAAACCACCUGUUGGGAAAUUAAGAUUCAGAGCGCCAGAGCCAGUAGAGAAAUGGGAUGGUGUGAAGGAUGCUACCAACUUUCCAAAUUCCUGCUACCAGAUGCCUGAUACAGCCUUUCCUGGGUUCAAAGGUGUAGAAAUGUGGAACCCAAACACUCCUCUGAGUGAGGACUGUCUGUACCUCAAUGUCUGGUCGCCACGUUUCAACAAAACGCAGCCUGCACCACUUGCCCCUGUCUUUGUCUGGAUUCAUGGUGGUGGGUUCAUCUCAGGAACAUCGUCAUUGGACAUUUACGACGGCCGUUUCCUGAGUAAAUCUGAAAGUGUUGUUGUGGUAUCAAUGAAUUACAGAUUGGGAGCGUUUGGUUUCCUGUCUCUUCCCGACAACACAAAUAUCCAGGGUAAUGCAGGCCUUUUGGACCAACGCCUGGCUCUUAAAUGGGUUGCAAAAAAUAUUGCAGCUUUUGGUGGUGAUCCUUCUAAGGUUACUCUGUUCGGAGAAAGUGCUGGGUCUGCAUCUGUUGGCUUCCAGCUGCUCUCGCCGGGCAGCCAGGAUCUUUUUCAAAGGGCUGUGAUGCAGAGUGGCUCCCCCAAUGCAUACUGGGGCACAAUUAGUCAGACUGAGGCCUGGGACAGGUCUCUUAUGCUGGCAAAACUGGUGGAUUGUCCCUCAUCUCCUGCAGCUCGUCUAGAAGUUUGUCUGCAGCAGGCUGAUCCUCAAAAAGUCUCAACCAAGCAAUUUGAGGUUCUCACUCAAUCGUCACUAUUAAGUCUUCCCUUUAUGCCUCAUGUUGAUGGGAACUUCUUACCAGAUGCAGUUGAUGUACUUCUAAGUUCUGGUAACUUUGCCAAGAAAGAUGUGAUGUUUGGUUUAAAUAAGGAUGAAGGGACAUAUUUUGCUGUUUAUGCAGUCCCUGGAUUUAAUAACACCGGUCAGAGUCUCAUCACUAGAAAGGAAUUCUUGGCAGGAGUGACACUUGCAAUGGAUAGUGCGAGUGAUGUCAUGAGAGAUGCAGUCAUUUUCCAUUACACGGAUUGGACAGAUGUGGACAACAGGGUGAAAAACCGUGACUCUGUAUGUAGUCUUGUUGGAGAUCAAAUGUUCAUUUGUCCAGUGCUCGACUUUGCUCACAGGCUCUCUCAACAUGGUGGUAAGCCUUUUGUAUAUUUAUUUGAUCACCACUCAUCAGUCAAUCCCUGGCCAGAGUGGAUGGGUGCUAUGCAUGGGUAUGAGAUAGAAUUUGUAUUUGGAAUGCCUCUGAAUGCAUCUCUGGGAUACACAAAGGAGGAAGUUAAUAUGACCAAGAAGUUUAUGAAACACUGGGCCAACUUUGCUCGUACAGGAAAUCCAGGCCUUGAGGGAGCUAAGUGGCCUGUGUUUACUGUUCAAGAGCAGAAGUAUGUCACACUGAAUUAUAAACAUCCAGAAGAAAAGACAAUGAUGAAAGCAAAAGAAUGUCAGCUCUGGAGCAAAUUUAUCCCAAAAGUCCAAAGCGUGUCAGAUAAACUGGUGUCUUGUCAUAAUGCAAGUGGGAUUAUACUCCGCUGUAAUUAUUUGUUCCUGCUCAUGUUAUUGGCUAUAACUUUAACCUACUGAUGGACUGAAGAGGCCUGUCUUCUACAAAGUUGAAAUCUGGUAAAUGUAAAUUGUCGGUGCCUGUUGUGCCAAUAUAUCAGAGUCCCAGUAAAGCAUUGUUAAUCCAGCUGUGCAUAACAUAUAUAAAAAAAGAUGAACAAGGAUGUAAACACAAAGUCACAAAAGGAUGGUAAAAGUCAGGCCUAGAUUUCCCUUUGAAUUACACUUGGUAAUACGCCUAAUUCAAAUUGCUUAACAAUUACAGAUAGAGUUGCUCUUUCUAAAGCAAUAAAACAUAAUCAUCAAUCAAAAUUAUCACUGUAUUUGACAAAAAAUGUAUUCCUCUUUCAGUUAUACAUAAUUUUUUUGUAUGCAUGCACUGUUGUAUUUACUCUCAGACAGUGAAUUCUCAGUAACUCAAUGAUGUCAAUAAAGGGUUGAACUGUUAUGAAGAAAAAACUUUUGACAUUUAAACAAUUGUAUGCAGAAAGUCUCAUCAUUCGAUGUGAACAGGAUGAACAUAUGGAUAUGGUACAUAUGUCCAAUAGAGGAUGCUGACAGCUAAUGUGAGCAGGUUGAAGGAUGACCCUGUGACCCUUUACCACUGGUCUUCCAAUUCAAAAUAAUGUCUGGGAUCUGCACCGGAGUGCAUGGACUGCACAGGCAGUCACCUUUGACAUGGGGCAUUGGGCUCAAGUCAUUUAACUAUUCCAUUAAAAAAAACAAAAA